GUGUAAGCCCCCCCCCCCCCCCCUCCAAAAAAAAAGUGGUACAACGAGCCAGGAACCGUCACAUCAUCAAAUAACAACGAGCUUGUGGAAAAAGGGAACGGACUACCCGAUUCAGAUGUCGGUGAAGAGAAGGGGGAAAAAAGGCGAAGAAGUGAGCGUCGUGGGAGGGCGGGCCACCUGUGACGGCGAAUGAGUGCAGAAGAACCUCGAGUCAGUUCCACUUAGUAUUGUGUUUCGUUCAGUGGGUGUUUGUGAGUGUGUUUCGGCGUUUAAAGUCCACUUGGAUUAUUUUUAGCUCAAGGAAACGUACAUACUGGUAUCUUUCUCUUGGACUCUCUUGAUUCAGGUUCCUUCGGUCCUUUCUACAGCACAGUGAAGGAAGUUGCCUGCUUGCCUUCCAAUGCCAGUGAGUGAGUGAGUGUUUGUGUGAGUCGUAGGGUGAAUAUGUUUGUGUGAGUGCCUUCACGUGUGUAUACACCCUGGUCGGAGCGUGUGUGUCCCAUGAGACGCUCUGCGGAGAUGCAGGGAGCGCGAUCCUCUGCGGUGCGGCUGCUGCUGCUGAGCUGCUGUGUGUGUGCAACAGCCGGCUACCCAUUCAGAACACCCCUGGACCUGGAUGUGACUCCACGCGUCACCGUGUUGAGCAGUGGUCUCCAGGGCUGCAGACGUUUCCAGUCUUCUGCAGUCAACUACAGCACCAUGUUCCUGGAGGCUGACAGUGAGCGUCUCUACGUCGGGGCCCGGGGGGCUGUAUUCGCUCUCAAUGCCUCUGACAUUUCAGUCAGCUCUGUUCUCACUAUUGAGUGGGAAGCCUCUCCCGAGCAAAAGCUACAGUGUCUGCUCAAGGGAAAAGACAAUACGACUGAGUGUUUUAAUCACAUCCGAUUCCUCCAGACGUUCAACUCGACUCAUCUCUACAUGUGUGGGACUCAUGCCUUCAGUCCCCUCUGUGCAUACAUAGAUAAGGAGAGGUUUGUGAUGUCAUCUCAGCCUGAAGAAGGCAAAGACAAAUGUCCCUACGGCCCGACAACGGGCUACACUGCCCUCCUCAUCGACCAGCAGAUGUAUACAGCUUCCCAGUACGAGUUUAGGAGCUUUCCAGAUAUCCGCCGCAACUCUCCGUCUCCCACACUGAAGACAGAAGAUGCUCCCACACGUUGGCUGAAUGAGGCAGACUUCGUGGGCUCGACACUGGUGAGGGAGAGUUUGGGCAGCAGCACCGGUGAUGAUGAUAAGAUCUACUACUUCUUCACUGAGAGGAGCCAGGAGCAGACCACAACCUACAGCCACAGCCGGGUGGCCCGAGUGGCGCGCGUUUGUAAGGGGGACCGGGGAGGCCGUUUAACUCUCCAGAAACGGUGGACUUCCUUCCUCAAGGCCAGGCUGACAUGUUCUCUGCCCGAAUACGACUUCCACUUCAACAUGCUGCGCAGCGUGUUUGUCAUGCCUGGCCUCACGCCGCAGGACACGCUCUUCUACGGCAUCUUCGGCCUCGAGUGGAAAAACGUGAAGGCCUCUGCAGUGUGUCGGUUCUCUCUGUCUGAAGUCCAAGAGGCCUUUCAAGGACCCUACAUGGAGAACCAGGACUCUGGCUUUAAGUGGAAAGAAUACACUGGAAAGAUCCCUGACCCACGACCUGGAACGUGUAUAACAGACGCUCUGAGGGCCAGGGGCAUAAACUUCUCCACCUCUCUGCCUGAUGAUGUGCUGAAUUUUGUCAGGAGGCAUCCUCUGAUGUCCCAGCAGGUCCAACCAUCAGACAGACGUCCCCUUUUGUUUAGGCGGACUACAGACUACACACACAUGGCCGUACACAUGAUCCAAGGCUUGGAUGGAAAAACAUACCAUGUAUUGUACUUGGGCACAGAUGAAGGCUGGUUACAUAAAGCUGUAGAAAUUGAGGGUCGGCUUCACAUUAUCGAGGAGCUUCAACUGUUUGAGGAACCCCAACCUGUUAACAACCUGCUGCUAUCUGCAAAACAGAUGAGUGUGUACGUGGGCUCUCCAUCAGGCGUGGUGCAGCUUCCCCUCUCUAACUGUCGCAGAUACACCUCCUGCUACGACUGUGUCUUUGCCAAGGACCCUCACUGUGCCUGGAACGGAGCCCAGUGUGUAGACAUAAUGGCACAAGCAGACAGAUCCACUUUAAUCCAGGACAUCCAGCAGGGCAGCAAAGGAUGUGAAAAUACACAAAAUGAGAUUGUCGUGCGGAGCCGCUCUGUGCGGGUGGGUGAUGACGUGCUGCUGCAGUGUGAGCUCAGCUCCAACCUGGCGACACCCCUCUGGACUAUGGAUGGCGGCGAGCUGCGGGGCUACGGUCUCAACUCUGGCUUCAGAACCGGCACAGACGGCCUGCUGAUCAUCGAGGCCCGGCAGGACCAGAGCGGGCUGUACACCUGCUACGCUGUUGAGAACAAUAUCAAGGUUGCCCUAGUUACCUACAACAUCACCAUCCACCUGGACCUGCCCCCUCCCCCACCUGUUGAGCCAACUGAAGACCAUUACAGUGACUUUGCCACCCGGCCAGCACCCACUGAGCGUCCCUCCCCUGAGAGGCCCCUGCCACCAGCCCCGGCCCCUCACCUCCCCCACUCAGAGCUGCUCUCCCCCAGGAACAUGGAGGCCAUGUAUCUGUCCCUCAUCACCAUCCUUGGAGGCCUGUGUGUGGUCCUCACCGUGGUCCUUAUCUAUGUGGGCGUCUGCUUGCGAGUGGGCAACAGAGGGAAGUACUCAAUACGAGCCGCAGCUUCUGCCUUCCCGAACAGUAAGAGGCAGAACAGGCACAGAAAACAGCACAGAAACUCCUCCCACAUGGAGCUGAAGACCAUCUCAAGCCACUGUAACGGCAACGGCAUUUGUAAUGGAGUUUCAAAACAGCACAACGGCGACAUUCAGGACGGAGGCUUCCUCCAGAUCGUCCCCGGUGAGGGUCACCCAUCAUCCAAUAAGGAGCCUCCUCCCCCGGCCCCUCCUCUCCCACCAACCCCACAACAUCCCUCUCCAGAGUGUGACUUCCCCAACGGGCUGUCGGCCACGCUGCCCAGCGUCCUGAGGAGGAUGAACGGCAACAGCUAUGUGCUGCUGAGGCAGAGUGAGUCUGAAAGCACAUCACCGCUCUGCUACUCCUUUGCCGAGGAGCUCAACAGGAUCUUAGAGAAGAGGAAGCACACUCAGCUGCUGCCCAGGCCGGACGAGAGCUCUGUGUAGAGAGAUGUAGCUCCCCCUGUGGUGGGAGGACUGCUGUGUUCUUACCUGGUACUGAAGUGCCUCUCAUGAGACUCAUUGGACUAAAGCAAUGAGAGUCUUUACUUCAUUCUUUACUUUGGAUUUUUUUUACAAGUCCACAUUGAGACAUUUCUGUUUUUUUAACUUUUGAGCUGCUUGUCAACAUAAAUUCCCAAUUUGCCCAAUGCAUAACGUGAGAAUGAGAAAUGCCAGUGAAGGACCGAGCAUGAAGUGGAAAGCAAGUGCAAUCUACCUCACCUAAAUCAUGCCCAGUCAGUCUGUAAUAUGAUCCAAGUAUCAGGGCUGAGAUCUCAGCCACAGAAAGAUCUCUGAUCGCUGACAAAGCACAAAGCGGGACACACAGAUUCCACCGCGGAGCCCCAUGGGAAUAUAAAUACAUGUGAAGGCUCGAUUCAAACUGGAGGGCAGCUAGCCAAAGUUGGUUUGCACUGACAAGUGCACAGAUGGCCUAUGCAUUUUUAAAACAUGACAUUCACACUUUAUACAUUUUAAAGGGGGGCUUGACGUGGUGAGCGAGGGAAUUUGGUUUGCAAUGUUUUCACUUUAAAUAAUGACUUAAUCAAUUGCGAUAACCAACAAACAACAACAAACAGUAACUCAUAACUGCACAUAACACUUUACACCAGCCAUCAUUAAGAAAUGGUGAACUAAUCAUUAUUUAAUAUUGUUAUUAACCAUUAUUUGGAGUUAAGUAAUUGAAGAUGUAUUCAUUUAUUCCAUUGUUUUAUAUGAAUCAUUAAUGACAUAAUGUACCUUAUUUAAUCAUUAAUGAAUGACUAUAUUAAUAAUUCAAAUAGCCAUUUACAUGUGUUAAAAAUGGUAAGAAAUUAAAUCAAUAACUUUUGACUGCCACAAUGAACAGUUUGUUAGUACUUACCUGAUAUGCAGGUAAACCUUUGACUACUGUUACAAUAUUUGCAAACACAAAUAUGCAUAAAUGUACUUUACAGCUGCAGCUGAGGCUCACAGUUCAUCAUAAAUGGUUAUAAAGGGUGAAGCCUUAUGUUGGCCUUUAUUUUAACGUAUAACUCAUGUCUGCUCUUCCUACAAAUUCAUAAGAUAUUAAAGAUUAAACAAGAAAAUAAUGUUAUUUUACCUUUACAUAAUUGAAGGAAUAUUAAAUAAUGAUUAUUUCACCAAGUGUUAAUAGACAACCUGAAGAAAAUAUGACCGUAUUAUUGAUUUUAAUGCACGUUUUAAAGCGCUUCGGGAAGGGUAAAAGACACUAUUAUAGAAUCUGACUCUGCAACCUGUCAACAACCAGCAGGCUGGAGGCGCUUUUUGAUUGGUCGUUUCUCAGUAUGAAGAGCUACAGCAGUGAAGGCUACAGCUUUGUCUGCUGGACCUCGUUUGACACGAGUGGUUUAGAAGGAAAACACUGACUGCGUCUCAGCUGAGCCUCAAUCCACCGCUGAGUAACACCCUGCAUGAGAUCUUAAUGCAGAAUGACAGACUGCCAAAAAAAUCCAAGUUUAGGUUCAGAGAUGCCCGAAUGAAAACAUCUGCUACAGUCUGAUACACAGAUGUACUGUAUCACCUCAAACAGCAUAUUUCAUUUACGUGAGGGACCCAACCAUUGAUGGCAUUAAACAAACUAAGGCUUAAUUUCUAGAAAUCAGGGUGACGGAGGAGCUUCAUGCUUGACUCUCUAUGGCUCUCAGUUUCAUUCUUGACAUUUCUUUUGCAGUUUUGUCUUCUUUUCACUUACAUCACAAGUUCAUCUUUAGACUAGUUUGGUCAUUCAAUAUCACACUGUUUAUUUUCCUUAUCAGUGUCCUCUUGCUGCAUCCGCCUGUUGAUCUUCUGUCAGAGGGCAGCAUUAAUUAAACACUCGUCUGACCUUAUUGCUGAAGGAGGGAGAGAAGAGACAGAGUCUGAUGUGCAUAGGUCAGUUUGAGUUUCUCUUAAUUUCAUUCUCGGGGACACCAUGUCUCCACUAGCGUCAGGUGGCAAGACCCGCUGCAGAUGUUCUUUUAAUGAGCAGUGAAAUGACAUUCAGCAUCAUUAGUGGACAGCUGAGCCAGAAGAGAAAGAGAAGCUGGAUAAGGGCUUCAGCAUGAGAGUCUCUGAACCUCCAGCUCUGCUUCCCCACAACUGGAAUGAAAAUUGUUGGCUGCAGUGUCUUAUCGAGCAACGGUUGUUCUUCAGCGGCUCUUUGUGUGCAGAGAGCAUCGUCUGUUUGAUGCAAACUUUGUAGACCAAACUCAACGUAUAACGAUUUUAUUCUCACACUUGCUGCAUGAAUUAUAUUUUGACACUGCUGUUUUUUCUUUAAGUCUAAAAAAAACAACAAGGACUCAUCUUAAUAUUAAUGAAAAGUGCCAAGGGUUGAUGUUUUUAUAAAAACGUUGAGCCCAUUUUAUUGCAAAACCAGAAGAAAAGAUUUAAAAAAAGAAACAUAUUUAUUUUGUACAUUCUCUUUUGGAAGUUAAUGUCAAUGUUGCUGUUUAGGUGCUACUUGUGAGACACCCUCCUGACAAGGGGGUCACAAGUUGCCUGUGUUGCACAAAAUGUAAUAAAUAGAAGCACGGUAGCCAAAAGCAUGCAGAGGCUGUACCAGCACCACAUAAUUUAAUAUGUAUAACCUACUAAUAGGAAUAAAAUACACCAAUGUACGUAUUCACUCUAACCUAUUAAUUAGGGAUCUUUCAGUUUAUCUGUCACUGUAAUGGCCACUUAUGAGUUUUGAUCUCUAUUUGCAUGUUCCCCCCCCCAUUUGUGCACACAGCUAAUUAUUUUACUAAACUGACACACAAAAAAAGUGGGUUCUUUCACAUUUCAGUCAUAAAGAGUUAAAAUAAAACUUUGUACUUCAA
This is a messenger RNA of Sander lucioperca (pikeperch), 6062 nucleotides long. Its product is annotated as semaphorin-4G-like. Lineage: Eukaryota; Metazoa; Chordata; Actinopteri; Perciformes; Percidae. The transcript is spliced from 17 exons. Gene Ontology annotation, biological process: negative chemotaxis; semaphorin-plexin signaling pathway; axon guidance. The record is from RefSeq and is a predicted model, not a curated record. Gene Ontology annotation, molecular function: semaphorin receptor binding; chemorepellent activity. Bases 502 to 3207 code for a protein of 901 amino acids.